Messenger RNA from Mytilus californianus (California mussel), 4268 nucleotides. Its product is annotated as UBX domain-containing protein 6-like. The record is from RefSeq and is a predicted model, not a curated record. Bases 541 to 1896 code for a protein of 451 amino acids. Gene Ontology annotation, cellular component: cytoplasm. NCBI's taxonomy places the organism in Eukaryota, Metazoa, Mollusca, Bivalvia, Mytilida, Mytilidae. The transcript has 3 exons. Gene Ontology annotation, molecular function: protein binding.
GGUAAUAAAAAAAAGUCGAAGACAAUUUUAUUUGCUCACAGAUGUUCUGUUUGCAAGACAUUUCCUCAUUCAGAACAGUAUUAACCGGGGAAUUGACUUAAGAAAGACCUUCCGGUAAAAAAAUUCCGGAUUGAAUUUUCCUUGACACCGGUUUCGAUUUCGCAAAGACACAGCGAUAUAUAAAGUUUGCAAUUUGCCUGUAGCAUAUUUUUGUUUAUCGAACAAUUGUCAUGUGAUGAGUGACCAAACCUUCUAUUCAUAUAUCAAAGAUACAGUUACGUCAGACUAUAUCUAUUCAGUGUUUCAGCAAGUGAAUAUCGUAAUUUUAUCCUGGUUAAAAAUUGAUGUUGGAGAUGUGCAAAGCACCAUACUGCUCUUUUUAUUAGCCUGGUUAUUGGUCAACAUAAUCCUUAUAAAGAUUGCAUGGUCAUUGUAUGGUCAGCACAUUUGCGAGAAGUUCUUAAGACAGGGAGAUUUGUUAUAUGGUACUACAGUAAGAUCUGACCUUCACUUAAAAAGAGAAUAAAGUCAAACAUCAAGAUGUCAGCCAUAAAGAAGUUUUUUCAGAAGAAGAAGAUGGAUUUUAAGUUUAAAAAGUAUGGUGAGGGACAUAAAUUAGAUGAGCCAGUACAAAGACCCCCACCUACACAGAGGUCUGUAUCACAACCAGGAACCAGUAGCCAAUCACCAAUUUCUCCCAGAGGAGAUGCUUCUGUGACAGAGGAGAAGAAACGGGCAGCAGCUGCAGCACUGGCUAGAAUGGAACAGAAAGAGAAACAAUCUAAACAAGAUGAAAACAUAAUGUCAAUGAAAGCUAGAAUGAGAAGAGAGAUGGAGGCAGAAAAAAAGGCAUCAGAAAAAAUGCUAGCCCAAGCCCAAGCCAUGCAAGGACCAGUGGAAAUAGAAAAAGAUCAUUCUUCUGUGAUACCUCAUGUUUUAUAUACCUGUCCAGAUAUUGGGCCAGCAGUGCUUCCAAAGGAUGAAAUAGAUGCUUAUAUUCAUGAAUUCCUUCUUAGUCAGCUCGCUGAAGAGCCAGAAAUGUCUUCUGCAGUUAUGAUACAAACUUUAAACAAAGACAGAGAAAAAGUUAGAAUCUGUGUAGAAACUUUAAUUAAAUAUUUAGACAAUAUUACAAAUAAUCCUGGUGAGGAAAAAUAUAGAAAAAUAAGGAUGUCAAAUAAAGCAUUUAAAGAAAGAGUAUCUCAGUUAAAUGGUACAGACGAAUUCUUACAAGCAUGUGGAUUUCAAAUUAAACAGCUUCCAUUUGAAGAUAAUGAAGAAAACUUCUAUGUAAUGUCGGGGGAAACUGCAGAAGAUGUUGAAAGACUCAAUGGAAUAAAAGAAGUUUUACGUGCAGCUGAACCAAUACAAUGUCAACUUGAUCGUGCUUUGAAAGUUUUUCACCAAUCUUCAGGUUCCUCCAAAUUUGACAUUCCUGAAGAAUUUUACGCUAUAAAUCCUGAAGAGUUUAAAAAAGAACAACAAAGAAGACAGGAAGCUGUGGAAAAACUAGGCAUGUUACGUACCAAAGCAAUGCGUGAAAGGGAUGAAAUGAAAGAGCUACGUAAAUACCGUUUCACUCUUAUACGAGUAAGAUUGCCAGAUGGUAUUCUUAUCCAAGGAAUAUUCAAAGCUAAUGAAAAAUUAUCUUGUUUGUAUGAUUUCAUACGAUCAUCAUUAGAAAAUGACUGGAUGCCAUUUAUUUUACAAACAAGCAGUGGUAGUAAGUUGACAGAAGAGAUCAAAACUAUGGCUGAGCUUGGUUUAUGUCCUGCAGUAGUGUUACAUUUUGUAUGGGAUGAAUCUAUAAUGAAGGAUGUGCAUGCUGCACAAGGAGGAGGAGCUACAAGUUCUAUUCUGAAACCAGAUAUCAUGGCUCAAAUUCAGUCUUUAUGAAACAGCAGCAAGAAAGUUCUGUUCUAAAUUGCAUAAUUAUCACACAUUUUCAGUCUCUUAUUUCAAAUUUACAACAAUAUUCAAGAGAAUAAUAUAACAUUAAUUUUAAAUUAUAAUUUAUUAUACAUGUUAAUUCAGAAAUUUUUGUGACAUACAGUCAAACCUGCUACAAAAUCACUUCUAUUAUGUGAAAACUUGUCUUGUCCGGUCACCUUCUUCUUGUCCUGCUGUAGAAAUACAUAUAUCAUAUUAUAUAUUUUACACCUUAAUUCAAAGUUCACCUCUCUUAUAAGGUCAGUUUUCUCUGCUUCCAAGGUUAACUUUUAUAUGCAGAUUUGACUGUACUUAUCGAUAUGGAAAAGGUGAGAGAAUUAGUAACUUGAAAUUAGUAAUUAGAAUACUAGCUUGUAUUCCUUGAAGUAGUUUGCAUAUUUAAUCUGGUCAUUGUGUUCCUUGAUAAAUAAUACAAUAAUAGAUGCACAAAUUAUUUCUGAAUUUCCAGUAUAAUAUUAAGUUAUUUUGAUACAGAAAAUUAACUAAUACAUGUAGUGCAUUUAACUUUGUAGUAUAGAAAAAACUAUGAAAAUGACGAGUUUCUUUCCCUAUUCUAUUGUUUUCUUUUUUAUCUUUUUUUUCUGUAAGAACAAGGAUUUGUAUAUCUUACUAUAUAAAUCCUUGGUAAGAACAAAAACAUUCCCUAUUUAUUUUCAGACACUGAUAAAAUUAUUAAAACAGAAAAUCAUAUUCUAUAAAAGGAAAUUUAUCAGAAUUUGGAGAAAUGUUUGGUUUUUAUUUAAUAUUCAAAGCCCAUUGAUAGGGAUACAUCAUCAUCAACAGAAUAAAUCUUUAACCUGGUGCAGGAGCUUCUAUGUCAAAUUUUAAUGAAAAAGGAUUCACAGAAGUCUCAAUUAGAUAUUGAUUUCAUAAACAAUUCUUUACCAUGUUAAUAGAGGGGUAUAUUCAUUAUAAUGAAUUGCACCAUUCAGUGCACUACAAAUGAUAAACAGUUGACGAGGAAAGUCAAGGAUCAUGGAUGAACUCUUUUGAUAUUUUGAAAAUUAUAAUAUAUACAUGUAUUGUAUAAAACUGCAAAUCAUACACUUGACCAGUUGCUGUCAUUGUCAGUUCGUUCAAUCAAUAUACUUGUUAUUGUUACCUUAAUACUAGUCAAUUUUUUUAACACUAGACCUUAUGGAAAAGAACCGUACAUGUAACAAAAAAUACUGUUCAAAUCAAUUAUUCAUUGAAAACGUUUACAUCAGUUUUGGAAUUGUUCAGAAUAUCUCGUUCUGAAUGAAAGCAAUGGCUGACAGUGUAAAACGGUUCAAGGUGGAAUCUUACAAAAUACAUUUUAGAGGGGUGGAAGGACCUCUUUUCUGGUCAACAGAUCAUGCAGAUUGGGCUUUAUUUUUUGUGGGAGUUUGGAAUUUAUACUUAUUGGGACUCCAGGAAUUAAUGAAAAAUUUUGGGUGGUCUGGGAAAGGAUGCUUAAUUUUUACAGGAAAUUGGAAUUCAGCAUUUAUAUUUUUUAUUUUUUCAGGAAUUCAGGAUGACACCCCCUCCUACCCAACAUUUUAAAAUCUCUGAAAUGGCAGGAUAAUCAGAACCAAACUUGGGUCUGUAUUCCUAUUAACUUGUAAUAUCUCAGACUCUUUAUACAAACAACUUUCAUUGCCACAACAGAUCCCUGUAAAUAAGAUAUCAUGUAGACAUGCCUUGUACAAAAAUGUAAUAUAUGCUGGAUGUAAAGUUAGUACACUUCCCUUUUAACACAUUCUAUAGGAAGUAGUACUGUAGGUUAUCAAGUUUCCAUCCAACUUUUAAUACUUUUCGUGAUUACAUCCUAUUUAACAAGAGUCUUAUUACUAUAUGCUGUAUAGUUUCUUUAGCUUUUACAGUAGAAUAUAUGAUGUAACCAUGUUUUUCUUUUUCUGGAUAGUAGAAGCCUUUAUGUUCAAAGUUUUAAUAGUGUUUAUAAAAAAAUUUGCGCUGGAGGGGGCAUUAAGUUAUACCCUUGUCUGUCCGUACGUCCCAAAAUGAGUUUCCGUUCUCUAACUUUUGUUUGCGUUAACCAAAUGUUAUGAAACUUAUACACAAUGCUUAUUACCACAAAACACAGAUCAGGUUUGAAUUUGGGUUGCAUUACUUUUACUGUUCUUGAGUUAUGUUCCUUUAUAACAUUAUAUGCAAGCGAGGGCAUCAUCUGUGUCCCAUUGACACAUUUUCCAUUCAUUUUUAAAUACAGUGCACAUUGUUUCAAUUGUUGUAUAAGUAUAUCAUUUGUUAUAUGCUCUGAUUUUGUUGUGCUUAUGUUUUGAAAUAUAUGUAUCUACAUAUGUUUAAAAUUGAAUAAAUUGUUUCUGUUAAAGUAA